AUGUCCUCGCAGUCCUCUUUCGCGCAGCCAGAGCCUAGUGAAACCCCUCCAGGAGCAACCAAAUCACCAGUUGACCUCGCAACCCUUUCCACCCCGCAACUCCGCUCCCUCCAAUCCCGUCUGAGCUCAGAGCUGGAACAUCUGACAAGCUCCCACGCAAAAUUACGAAACGCUCAGUCAAAGUUCCGCGAUUGCAUCCGCUCGAUAAAUGACGGUAUAACCCCUCCCACCGGAGGUACAAAUGGUGCUGGGGGAGGUACUGUGGCCGGGGAAAGUGACGAUAUUCUGGUUCCGUUGACGAGCUCUUUGUAUGUCAAAGGAACCCUGGCAGAUAGGAAGAAUGUAAUUGUGGAUGUGGGGACGGGAUUUUAUGUUGAGAAGACAAUGCCAAAGGCCAUCGCCUUCUACAACGCAAAGGUCGAAGAGCUAGACACAAAUCUACGAGAGUUGGAGAAAGUCGUGCAAUUGAAGAGCAUGAAUCUACGGACAAUCGAGGAGUUCCUCCGCCAAAAGCUCCUUAGUGAAGCUACUACAGGACCAUCCAGUUCCGGGGGUGGUGGUGAUGCUUAA
This is a messenger RNA of Paracoccidioides lutzii Pb01, 570 nucleotides long. RefSeq lists its product as hypothetical. Gene Ontology annotation, cellular component: cytoplasm; prefoldin complex. The transcript has 4 exons. The record is from RefSeq and is a predicted model, not a curated record. Bases 1 to 570 code for a protein of 189 amino acids. Gene Ontology annotation, biological process: regulation of DNA-templated transcription; protein folding.